CCGUUAGCUGCGUAUCAUCCCGGAAGUUUUACCUUUCUCCUGACACGUAGCAACCACAGUCAAGUUGGCAGGGCUUUGACUAAGGUUGUCCAGCGUCACAGAGUGAGAAAUGUCUGGGUUUGACAACUUCAACACAGACUUCUACCAGUCCAGCUACAGUGUAGACGAUCAAAGCCAGGGUGGCUAUGGCUACAGCAAUGCUGAGAACCCCUACAACAAGCCAUAUGGUCAGUAUGAUUACUCCCAACCGAUGGGCUACCCUUCCCCGGGAAUGAUGCAACCCCAGCAGCCUUAUACAGGACAAAUCUUCCAGCCCACACAGACCUACACACCUUCCACGUCACAGUCCAUGUACAGUAACAGCUUUGAUGAUGAACCACCACUGCUAGAGGAGUUGGGAAUCAAUUUUGACCACAUCUGGCAGAAGACCCUGACAGUGCUCCAUCCCAUGAAAGCAGCAGAUGGUAGCAUCAUGAACGAGACAGACCUGGCAGGCCCUAUGGUCUUUUGCUUGGCUUUUGGGGCAACACUCCUCCUGUCCGGUAAGAUCCAGUUUGGUUAUGUGUAUGGCAUCAGUGCAAUCGGCUGCCUUGGCAUGUACUGCUUGCUCAACCUUAUGAGUAUGACAGGCGUGUCGUUCGGCUGUGUGGCCAGCGUGUUGGGAUACUGCCUCCUCCCCAUGAUCGUUCUCUCCAGCUUCGGCGUCCUCUUUUCAUUACAGGGUAUGUUGGGAAUAAUACUAACAGCAACAAUCAUUGGCUGGUGCAGUUUCUCAGCCUCAAAGAUCUUCAUCUCAGCAUUGGCCAUGGAUGGGCAGCAGUUCUUGGUUGCUUACCCCUGUGCACUGCUAUAUGGGGUCUUUGCACUCAUCUCUGUCUUCUGAAGAAAUAAAAAAAUUAUAAAGCCACAGUUUAAAAUAAGUGCUCCCCUGUUCCUGUAAUCACAGUCUAAUUAGCGUCAGUGUAAUUAGUGUAAUUAUUGGCUAAUUACACAGUUGCUACAGAAAAAUGAGCACUCUUAAGCACCAGUCCAUUUUUUUUUUCUUUUAAAGCAUCCACCUCUUAUUUUUUUCCCAGCUUGACUUUUUGAAGGUUGGGAGUGUGUUUUGUCACAAAUCCUGUGCAGCUCGUUCCCCUCAUGCAUCUUAAAGGACAAGACUGUCUAACAAGCAUAAUUAAAAAUACUCCUGUGGACCAUGUCGAGCAUUUUUGGCUUAUUACAGUCCUAUGAUUUUAAGGACAUGGGGGGGAAGGGAGUGAGCAAACAGUUCAAACACAGUGGAAACACAAGAAGAAUUUUGUUUUUGUUUCGACACAAAUGGAAAAGAUUUUUUCUUUCUUUUUCUGGGAAGUGGGCCUGUUGUAAGUUUUUUCUAGCAAACAUCUUCAGAUUCUACGCUAGCAAGAUUAAGGGAAAUGCCUACUUUCAUGCCACACCAGACUACAGCAACCAAUGCUAGUUUUCCUCCCAGAGUGGUUAAGAAAAAUGGAGGUUCUCCUCUUUAAUAUCCCCUUUUAUCCAAGACUGAGGAACCACGAGCCCCAUCAGUUUAUCAUCUUUUUCAUAAGGACAGCUGCUCUGCAGAUAUUUUCUUCUGUAUUUUAUUUUAUCUUUUGAGAAAUAUUUGACUUUUGAUGCCUUUUCAGGAAGACACAACUACAGUUAGCACAAAAGCAUUGUUGUAAUUGUCCAAACCAAACCAAUAUGAUUAGACAUUGAGAAUGAAUAGUGGACUACUUCUGUGUGGGCACAGACCUGUUGAUUGGCUUUUGUUGUAGAUGAAAGCCAUCUACCUUAAAUCUUAAUUUUAGAGACAACUCGCUUUGUAUGCUUUAAUGUGUCAUCUGUUGUUCCUGUCUUCUCAUGCACAUUAAAGUUGUUUUUAAAGGUUA
Molecule: messenger RNA, 1892 nt
Organism: Melanotaenia boesemani (Boeseman's rainbowfish)
Lineage: Eukaryota; Metazoa; Chordata; Actinopteri; Atheriniformes; Melanotaeniidae
Gene: yipf5
Product: Yip1 domain family, member 5
Exons: 6
Coding region: 110-883 (257 amino acids)
Biological process (GO): regulation of ER to Golgi vesicle-mediated transport; endoplasmic reticulum to Golgi vesicle-mediated transport; vesicle fusion with Golgi apparatus
Cellular component (GO): membrane; trans-Golgi network
Source: RefSeq, a predicted model, not a curated record